Messenger RNA from Lathyrus oleraceus (garden pea), 1625 nucleotides. RefSeq lists its product as uncharacterized. Lineage: Eukaryota; Viridiplantae; Streptophyta; Magnoliopsida; Fabales; Fabaceae. The record is from RefSeq and is a predicted model, not a curated record. The transcript is spliced from 2 exons. Bases 338 to 991 code for a protein of 217 amino acids.
GAUCAGUAAGGAAAAAACGUGUGGUGAGAGAAACAGAGAAUUGAAAAGAAAUAUUUUUCCAAAAGCAUUACCGUAUUUCACUUGUUCUUCAUUUUCGGUAACCCAAAAUCGUCCCGAUUAUUCACCGAAACACAAAACCGAUUUCAUAUCUUUGAAGUUCGUUGAGUCCAGGUCACAAAUAUCCAAGGUUCAUUUCAUUCCGGCAUCGUUUCACCGAUCAAAAGCGACGUUGAAGUCAGGUACUCACGAAGGCAGCCAGCAUUGCGUCGGUGACGGUUUCCAGCUUUCGGUCGAUCAUUUGGACGAUCAGAAGUUCAUCCUCUUCACACAAGGAAACAUGGAUUUUGGACAGAGAAGUGUGAAAAAGUACAAUCUCAUCAAUCCAAAGAUAGAUGAACUAAAGAAACUGGUUUCUUCGAUCGCAGAUCCUAUUGGUUUCAGAGACAGAUAUGGGGCACUUAUAUCUUUAUUGACACUUAGGAUGGAAGAAGGGUUAUUGCAGACAUUAGUACAGUUCUAUGAUCCAGUCUAUCACUGUUUCACAUUCCCAGACUAUCAACUCGUGCCUACAUUGGAAGAGUAUGCCCAGUUGCUUCACAUCCCAGUUGCUGAUACAGUACCUUUCUCUAGUUCAGAAAAGUUACCCGAGCACAGUUCUCUUGCAAAAGUGUUGUACAUGAAGAAGUCAGAAUUCAAGAAUAACUUCACCAUCAAAGGAGGACUUCCAGGUUUCACUGCCAAGUUCUUAAUGGGGAAGGUUUCUUAUUUUGCCAGUCAAGGUUGUGAUAUUAUUGUGGAGCAUCUGUUGGCCUUGUUGAUCUACGGUUUGUUACUAUUUCCUAAUAUUGAAGGUUUUGUGGAUUCAUAUGCUAUACGCAUCUUCCUAAGUGGUAAUCCUGUUCCAACUUUGCUCGGAGACACCUAUCAUUCCAUCCAUUACCGUACUUUGAAGGGAGGAGGAACCAUAGUCUGCUGUAUACCGUUACUCUAGAAAUGGUUUGUCUCUCAUCUUCCUAAGUCAGCUACUUUUUGGGAUCGCAAGUCAGGACUUCAGUGGUCACAGAGGAUUAUGUCUCUUACCCAGUCAGAUAUUGCAUGGUAUAGUAGAGUUUUAGACGAUGUGAAGAUCAUUGAUAGUUGCGUGGAGUUCCCCAAUGUGCCCCUCAUGGGCACAAAGGGAAUCAUUUCUUAUAAUCCAGUACUUGCUAGGAGACAACUCGGUUACCCUAUGAAGGACAAGCCUCCUAACAUUCUUUUAGAAGGUAUUUUCUUGAGGGAUAACGAGGAGGACCCUACCAUGAAAGAGAGAGUAGUAAGAGCUUGGCAUCGUGUUUGUCGCAAAGGGAGACUUGAAUUGGGUAAGAAAGAUUGUACCUCCUAUGAGCCGUACCUCCAGUGGAUCAGAGCCAGAGCUAUACAGUUGAAAAUGCCAUACCCACAUCAUAAUCCUAUCAAACCCGCUCCGUUGAAGACCCCCUACCUUCCGCUAGAUGACAAAGAAGAACUCCAAGCCACCUUGGAGAGGGUCGAGAAAGAGAGAGACGCUUGGAAGGAUAAGGCCCAGGUGCUCGAAAUGGAAAAUGAAGAACUUCAGAGACAGUUAAAGGAGCAGAGUGGAGAAGAUC